Molecule: messenger RNA, 1578 nt
Organism: Rhipicephalus sanguineus (brown dog tick)
Lineage: Eukaryota; Metazoa; Arthropoda; Arachnida; Ixodida; Ixodidae
Product: cytochrome P450 2H1
Exons: 10
Coding region: 1-1578 (525 amino acids)
Molecular function (GO): oxidoreductase activity, acting on paired donors, with incorporation or reduction of molecular oxygen; heme binding; monooxygenase activity
Source: RefSeq, a predicted model, not a curated record
AUGCUGAUGCUUUUGUGGGUGAUCUUCCUUUGUCGAUGGUUCCGGAAAAGCCCCCCACCUGGAACACGACUGCCUCCCGCAGUCCCCGGGGCCUCGCUGACUGGAUGCAAGGAAAUGCACAAGGUCGACUUCUACUGCACCACGGCAAUCAAAUGGGCGAAUCAAUAUGGACCCGUGUACAGGUUAAGGCAGAACCACGCCAGCAUUGUCAUACUCAACGACUUCAACAGCAUCAAGAAGUUCUAUUCGCGGAAGGAGUUCCUCAACCGUUCCCGGUUUUGGCUAAUACAAUCUCACAGGUUCAAAGGGCUAGGGACCAUGAAUGGUGAUGCCUGGAAGCUGAACCGAAGAUUCUGCAUGAAUGCACUCCGAGACUACGGCAUGGGCAAGUCGUAUGCAAUGGACGACAUAGUGGAGGAGCUCCAGCGCGCCUGCAGUCAGAUAGCUAAGGUGGAAGGGGAACCAAUUGGUUUCUACGAUUACAUCAUGCCUUGCGCAUCCAACAAUAUAUCGGCCAUACUCUGGGGCCGCCGCUUUCCGCAUGACCACCCGGCGCGCGCAGACAUCAACUGUCUCGUCAAUGGGUUGCUAGCUGCCGUUCGAUGCAGCCCCAUAUUCCACCAGUACAACCCAGGAUUCGUCACGGCGAUCGCGAGAAGGGUUCCCGGCACACAUAUCAACCUUGUUAGACGCAAGGAGGAGAAGUUGGAUCUCUACGCAUACGACCGAAUAUUGGAACAGAAGGCCAUGACCGAAAAAGAUGUCAACCGGGAUUUUGUUGAUGCAUAUUUGAACAAAAUACGAGACAGCGAUGACGACUCCAAGGCCCAUUUCACAGUCGAAACGCUAGUUGGCGUGGUUACCAACUUCCUUCUGGCUGGUAGUUCGAGCGUCGCCAGCACCAUCCACUGGCACAUGCUCAAGUACGCCAUAGAACCAGACACACUGCAAGCGAGGAACACGUACUUUACCUUGCGCAACAAGUUCUAUAAAGUGGUACAUGGCACUGUCAUGGGUGCAUCCGUGCCUGUCACCGUCACGAACAUCGCCAUGGAAGAGGUACACCGCGAAAUCGAAGAGGUGAUCGGCCGAGAGCGGCGGCCAGUGUGGGAAGACCGACUCCGAAUGCCGUUCACCAUGGCUUGUAUAUGGGAAAUGAACCGCUGGAAAACAAGCACACCACUAGGCGUACCAAGAGAAGCCUCCGAAGACGCCGUCGUGGAUGACUUUUUCAUUCCCAAGGGCACCGUGAUCACAGCGAACUUCUGGGCCGCGCACUUCGAUCCUAAGUUAUGGAAGGACCCUCACAAGUUUGACCCGACUCGUUUCUUGAACGAAGACGGAACACUCAUGGCCCGCAAACCUGAAUUCCUCCUUCCAUUUUCCUACGGAAAACGCAGCUGCCCCGGAGAGAUUCUGGCGAGUGUCGAAAUAUUCAUUGGUGUGACGUCGCUCCUCCAAAGAUUCCGCGUUCUGCCCGCUGGCGAGAUGCCUUUCGACAUCAACAGCCCUUGCAUAAUGUCAAGUCACGUGCAACACCUCAAGCUGCGAUUCCUAGAACGGCGUCAGAACCUGUGA